Messenger RNA from Trametes versicolor FP-101664 SS1, 2311 nucleotides. RefSeq lists its product as uncharacterized. The record is from RefSeq and is a predicted model, not a curated record. Bases 63 to 1913 code for a protein of 616 amino acids. Gene Ontology annotation, molecular function: protein binding. The transcript has 3 exons. NCBI's taxonomy places the organism in Eukaryota, Fungi, Basidiomycota, Agaricomycetes, Polyporales, Polyporaceae.
CCACGCUCCGCGCCGCACUCAACAAGCGCGAUUUCACGAAGGCCCGCCGGACCUGGUUAGAGAUGAGGGACAGCAAUCUCGUGGCUUUCCUAGGACCUUCGCAACACGACGUUCUAUCACAAGCAGUCUCGACCCUGUGCACGUCGCUUUCACUAUCUGAGAAGCAGGUAGCCCUUCUGCGCGACAUAGCCCUAGUCUGUGCCGUCGGAGGCUCUACAAGCGGUCUACGGGCUCUUAUGCUCUCCGUUAUCAAGCAUGAACAGCCGCGGGUCGCUCUUGCGAUAUAUGAUCAAUACGUCCAUGGUCUCCGCGAACGAAACAUCCCCGACGGCAUAGCGUCAAAGGAGUCUAGUGCGGUGACCGAUGAAGCUGCUGUCAGUGAUGAGGAGUCGUCUGCCACACUCAACCAUGUCCGGGACGAGAUUCUCGUCGCUGCCAUCGCCGCCCAUGCACAACUGGGAACAUUCGCAGACGCGAUGCAAACCUAUCUGAAGGCGGGGAUCCGGAGUAGGACCGUUACGCUCGCCGAGACCAUUCGCCUAUUACAUCCCGACCGCGCCUUGCGCGCACAGCUCAACUCUUACGUCUUCCGUCUUCGGACGGCUGGCCUUCUUGCGCGCCCUCCCACUCUCAUGAAGCACCUGGCCAAUCUUACUCGGGACACCGCAGAUAUUUCCUUGGAGCAGCUCUAUACGACAGCGAUCGCCGGCGCGAGCGAGCCCGACCCGUGGCUUGCCCUCACCCCCUGCCAGCUCACAGGGACACGCGUAGUACUCCUCCCGGACUUCUUCUGGGCGUCCUUCCUGAGCAGCUUCCUCGCCUGUCAGCGGACGGACCUCGCCGAGAAACUGUGGGACGAUCUCCUAAAGCUUAAGGUGACGCCGUCCAUUGCGAUAUGGAAUGCUCUCCUUGACGGCUACGGGCGCAUGCGCUCUCUGGACGCGACAACCAAGACGUGGGAAGUGAUGAACGCGCAGGGCGUGAAGCCCGACGCACUAUCCCACCGAGCCCUCAUUUCCGCCUUCUUCAUCGCCGGGAAGCCGCACGAAGCCCUGGGGCGAUUUCGCGCCUUCGAGAGCAGCUAUUUGACGGGCGGGUCACCUGCGGACUCGUCCGGGGUCAUGGCCGUGUACAACACCACGCUGCACGGGCUGCUGUUCCACUCGAUGGAAGAAGACGCGAAGGCCAUCAAGUCGAAGAUGGAGGAGAGCGGUCCCAGCCCCGACAUUAUCACAUACAACACCUUCAUUCGCUACUACGGCCGGAAAGGCGAACUCAAGGCUAUGGGGGAAGUCUUGAAAGAGCUGGAACGCGCCGGUGUGAAGGCCGACGUGUACACGUUCUCCACACUCCUCUCGUCGCUGCUCAAAGUGCGCCCCGACGCGGACAAGAUCGUGCUCAACUUUAUGAAGAAGCACGGCGUCCUUCCGGAUACGACGGCGCUCACCGCGAUCAUCGACCACCAGCUUCGGGAGUGCACGCCGCAGAACCUGAAGGUGGCCAUGGACCUAAUGGCGAAGAUGGAACGCGGCGAGUUUGGGGACGCGGUGCCGAACGUCAUCACGUACACGUCGAUACUCACCGCGAUGAAUCGCGGAACCUGGCUCUCGCGGUCGGUGGUCGAGGAAUACACCCAGCAGAUACUGAACACGAUGCAGACGAGGGACCUCAAGCCGAACCGCCAGACGUACAACGUGCUCAUCAAGGCGGCCUUGGUGGGCUUCGAACCAGAGGGAUUGGAGAACGCGAUGAAGUACUAUAGAGACAUGCUUCGUCUUCGGGUGCACAUGAACUCCGACACGUGGUACAUCCUGCUCAAGGGGCUCAUGGAUAGGGAUCGGUGGGAUGUGGCGGGCGAGGUGGUGAAGGACAUGCGACGGCGGCAUGCGAGCAACCUGUCAAGUUCGCUCUGAUAUCAUGCACUGCGUCGCGUGAAUGUGGGGCGGGUGAACGCCUCCCGAGAGCGUGUACGUCCUCGGGAGGUCAUAGACCUCGGUCGCCCAGAAAGAAUGUCUUUCCGAAACCAAAGCGCACGUAUCGGGCAUAGGCCCAGUGACUCCAUCUCCUGCCCAGGAAUUUGCCUAGAUACGGAAGGAGGACGAUGGCAAAGAGCUGCAGCAGCUGUUGAAUGCUCUCCUGCCACUCCUGCUCUGCGAGGCGGUCUUCGUCGUCGGAGUCGUAAGAGCCAUCUGAGGAUAUGGAGAGGGUGUCGAGCGACUGUAUCGAGCCUGGCAUCGCAAGAGAGGCGGGCCACAGAACACCCGAGACGCAAAACGGAAGAAACGGGGGAGAGGUGUGUGCGGAGGGAGCG